AUGCAAUUGCUACAUGAACUUGGAUCUCUUGAUCUGCUCAGCCUCGUCGUUGCUACUGGUGUCAAUCUGCAAGUUGAAAUUAGCCAGAUACGUGUGGCACUGAGUCGGUGGGCAUUAUUAUUCGAUUUUUUUCAAACCAUCGCUUCCUGGUUGAAUGGACAGGGUGUCGACCUGGAAAUUAUUGAACGCUUCAUAGAUGUCCAGGAUCGUAUCCAGGUGAACCCCUCACUGGAUGAAGAAACUCAAAGUGACCUUGAAAGCUGGAUAAUUUUCAAUGCCACACGUUGCGAGUACAAAUGUCCAUUGACAGAACGUGUCGACGCCUCAGUGGCAAAAUUGCUCGGUAGUGAGCAGAAUAGCGAGUCUUCCUCAGGUCCUCUUUCAUUAGCUGAGCCUACUAGCACUCCAGGCACCAGCAUUGGUAUUCAAUCUGGUUGCUUUCGGACCGUGAAGCUCUUGUGUUAUGAUCUAGAAACCACAAUGGCGAGAUAUCAAAAGUUGAAAGCAGAAUCAGACAUUUGCAACAUGUGCUCAGUGACUGUUUACAAUCUACUGGGUUCAACGCUACUGGAAUCCUGUGUUCCCCAACCUGAACUUCUCUCUAUACUCCAUACAAUCUCUGAUGCUGUGAAGAUGCAUUCCGAAAAAUUUCCAGCCCACAGUUUCAUAGGUUGGGGACGUCGAGAUAAGCUACUUUCAUGGUGCGAGUCCUUCCCGGAUGGUUAUGCUGAAUGUACAGAUCUCGUCAAGAACCAAAUCUUGCCUUUUGGCUAUGUUUAUGGGUACUAG
This is a messenger RNA of Marasmius oreades (fairy-ring Marasmius), 789 nucleotides long. RefSeq lists its product as uncharacterized. Lineage: Eukaryota; Fungi; Basidiomycota; Agaricomycetes; Agaricales; Marasmiaceae. The coding region runs from base 1 to 789 and encodes 262 amino acids. The transcript is spliced from 3 exons. The record is from RefSeq and is a predicted model, not a curated record.